Cucurbita moschata (crookneck pumpkin) is the source of this 1175-nucleotide messenger RNA. RefSeq names its product esterase AAEL000016-like. The transcript has 6 exons. NCBI's taxonomy places the organism in Eukaryota, Viridiplantae, Streptophyta, Magnoliopsida, Cucurbitales, Cucurbitaceae. Bases 91 to 762 code for a protein of 223 amino acids. The record is from RefSeq and is a predicted model, not a curated record.
UACCCCUUUCCCCAUGAAAUAAACAAAUAAAUAGAUCCCCUAGCCAUUUCUAGGAGAGGUGAAAUUGGGGUUAGGAAAAAUCUUAACAGAAUGAGUUCAUUUUCCCAUCCCCUCAGCUCUCUCCAUCUUCACACAGCGAGUCGGAAACCGAGAUCUCCAGAAGUCAAUUUGCAAAGAAAACCUAGAUUUCUUUGCCUCCAUGGAUUCCGAACCAGCGGCGAAAUCCUCAAGAAGCAGCUCGGAAAAUGGCCGGCGUCCGUCCUCGAUCAACUCGAUCUCCAGUUUCUCGACGCUCCAUUUCUUGCACAAGGAAGUUCCGAUGUUGAAAGAUUCUUCGAUCCUCCCUAUUUCGAGUGGUUUCAAUUCAGUGCGGAUUUCACAGAACAUCGAAAUCUCGAGGAGUGUCUCUCAUUCAUCGAGGAUUACAUGCUUAAUCACGAACCAUUUGAUGGACUCCUCGGUUUCUCACAGGGGGCGACGUUAUCGGCCGCGCUACCGGGACUUCAAGCAUCGGGAGCUGGUUUGACAAAAGUCCCCAAGAUCAAGUUCGUGAUCAUCGUCAGCGGAGCAAAAUUCAACCAAUUUCUGCCUCGCGAAGCAUUCUCGACUUCCAUUGGAUGCCCAUCCCUCCAUUUUCUGGGUGAGCGAGACCCGAUGAAGCCACGUGGAGUGAAGCUUCUGGAAUCAUUUAUUGACCCGUUAGUAAUUUAUCAUUCUAAAGGCCACAUAGUACCUACGCUUGAUUGCCAAGCUGAUCGGUAGCUUCAUAUAUACAUAUUUUUCUUUUCAAGAUUUGAUGAUGCAAGAGUUUCACAUACGUUGUGUUCAUUUACCUAUCGUAGAUUAUGGCUUUUGUAAGUCUCUAUGCAACCGUUGAUUUGGAGUUGCAUCCUCUUCUUCUAUGCUUGGACCAUGACCAUUACUUGCUCCUGUAUUACCCAUGUUUUUAUGCUUCUCUCAGAUCCUACGUCGGUUGAAGAGGAGAACAAAACAUUCUUUAUAAGAAACUUUUCUCUAGUAGACGUGUUUUAAAAACCUUGAGGGGAAGCCCGAAAGGGAAAAUCCAAAGAGGAUAAUAUCUGCUAGCGUGAGCUUGGACCGUUAUAGCUUCUGUAUCAUAUACGUUGUGGAGGCUCUAUUAAUAAGAAAUUGACUGAACGUUCCCUGUAUCUUCU